GGAACUCCUAAAAACGAAACCAAUCAUAGUUGCCUUUUCGAUAUCAAUCCACAAUCGUCAUAUGAUUGUAACAUAUUGAAAAAUCAAGUUUACAAAAUCACUUCCCGUUAACCAAAUAAUAAUAAAAAAAAAAAACGAAAUGCCAAAAAAAGUGAUCACAAGGCGUCAACGCAAAGCUGCAGAGUCCCGGCUAAGGGCCACAAAGGAAGCAAGUCAGAAGAAUUGGCCCAGGAUAAUAGAAGUUAUACCGAUUCCCCCAAUCUCUCGUUCGACUAAUUCAACUAGCUCAAAGGAAACAUACUCAAAGAAAAAAGAUAUAGGUAUGUCCCAGACGACUUUAGAUGGAAAGAAUGAGAAGGAAAAAACUCCGUCUUUGGAACAGUCAAUCCACGAAUCCGAAAAGAAAAUUCAGCUGUGUGAUGCUCUGCAAAAAAUUCGAUUAACUAGUCACAAGAAAACCUUCUUGUCGGAAAUAAAAAAGAAGGCUUUUGACGCGGAACAAUUCCAAAAUACCACUUCAUCCGGAUAUGAUAAGGACAAUAAAUUUAUUGCACUGGUUCCAAGGAACACCAAUAAAGGGGCCAAUAAAACUCCAAACUCCAGCGUGCCAUUGAUGUCCAAAUUUUGCGAACAAAUUAAGUCGCACUUCCACUCUGUCCUGCCGACACGAAACCUACUCUGUUCAAAAUCCCCAAUUCCGAUGGAAAAGGAACCUGAUCACGGUGCAGAUUUGCUGUUGCCACGACCAGUUUUCAAUAACCUGGAGAAUGAAGUUAAAGUCAAAUGCUUCAAGCCUUCUGAGCUAGCUAGAAAUCCCAAACCGCCUAUUAGGAUUUUUGGCAUAACAGGCUUCUUUGUCCUAACUGGUACCAAUGCUCAGUUGUCUUUUCACAUCGGCCAACUUGCGAUCAGAGGCGUUAGUGUCCAAUCAUGUAUACAUCUGCAAACCGAAAUGAUGGAUAAGGUGGAGGAACAACUCGCUAAGCUGACUAUGGACCGCAAAAGAAUCCUCAACAAAAUGCAUAACAAGCAUGCAACACUUGCACAACGUCGAGCUCCGCCAGAGACACAUCAUCAGGGUAAAAAUUAAACAUAGGCAUUGACAUUAAAAUUAAAUUACAAUGUAAAUAAAUACCGAAACCGGAAUAAAAAUGUAGCUUUAGAAAGCCUU
This is a messenger RNA of Drosophila melanogaster (fruit fly), 1171 nucleotides long. RefSeq lists its product as uncharacterized. The record is from RefSeq and is marked reviewed. The transcript has a single exon. The coding region runs from base 140 to 1090 and encodes 316 amino acids. Lineage: Eukaryota; Metazoa; Arthropoda; Insecta; Diptera; Drosophilidae.